AUGGCCAUCACUAGUGCGCGGACCAUUGUGCAUUUGCAGGAGAAAGGACAUUUUGAGCAAGACAAUGAACGGAUCACAGAUAAAUAUACGUUGGCUGAUAAGUUACCGGCGCAGCUAAAAGAACUCAGUCUUCGUCCACGGAGUAUAUCAAAGCCUUCAUACACUCUUCGGAAGCUGACGACCAACGACAAAGAGUCAGUCAUUGAUUUUCUUAGAAGAUUCUUCUUCCGCGAUGAACCUCUCAACCUUACGAUUAACCUUCUGGAGACACCAGAAUCACGAUGCAUGGAGCUGGAGGAAUAUGCAGCCAGCACUCUUCAAGAUGGGGUGUCUGUCGCAGUUGUGGACGACCAAGGAAAACUCGCUGGUGUUGUUAUAAACGGCGUUGUGACGAGAGAGGAAGUGGAUUAUACAGAUAAGUCUGAAGACUGCUCUCAUCCCAAAUUCAAGAGGAUCUUAAAAUUACUUGGCCAUUUGGACCGCGAGGCGAGAAUCUGGGACAAACUGCCGGUGAACUGUAACAAGGUUAUGGAAGUCAGGAUAGCCUCCACGCACCCUGACUGGAGGGGCAGAGGGCUGAUGAGGGUGCUCUGCGAAGAAUCAGAACGGAUAGCAAGAGAGAUUGGCGCAGGCGCCAUGCGUAUGGAUACAACAUCUGCAUUUUCCGCGGCAGCCGCUGAAAGGCUUAAGUACAAGAGCGUCUACAGUAUCUUAUACGAGGACAUACCUUAUGCCCCCCACCCGGACCCUCCACACGUUGAAGCUAGGGUCUACAUCAAACAAAUCUAA
Molecule: messenger RNA, 789 nt
Organism: Leptosia nina
Lineage: Eukaryota; Metazoa; Arthropoda; Insecta; Lepidoptera; Pieridae
Source: the annotation of a GenBank genome assembly